Messenger RNA from Didymosphaeria variabile, 3546 nucleotides. RefSeq names its product Histidine kinase osmosensor (gene SLN1). Lineage: Eukaryota; Fungi; Ascomycota; Dothideomycetes; Pleosporales; Didymosphaeriaceae. The transcript is spliced from 4 exons. Gene Ontology annotation, biological process: phosphorelay signal transduction system; protein autophosphorylation. Gene Ontology annotation, molecular function: phosphorelay sensor kinase activity; histidine phosphotransfer kinase activity. The record is from RefSeq and is a predicted model, not a curated record. Bases 1 to 3546 code for a protein of 1181 amino acids.
AUGGUCAAGAUGCGCAUACCCAUUCGUGAGCAGCUCGGGUGCUUGGUCUUGUUGUCCUCUUUGAUCGGCCUGGCUGUCAUAGCGGUUGCAACGUGGAUCACCAACCACAACUUCGUGCUGGACGUUCGCUCGAAUGCGCUCUCGCUGAGAGCGUCGCUCAAGGCAGCACAGGUGGCCUCCAAUCUGCUUGUCAUGGAGACGUCUGUGCGCCAAACAGCCUCCCGUCUCGCAAUCCAAAGCGCCCUGCAACAUUACGAUGAUUAUGGUAAUAACUCAGCCGAUAACUGGUCGCGGGCAAGAGAUGACUUUGAUGCCAUCUUCACUGGGGAUGGAGAUGCUCGUUUGGCUGUCCAGGCCAAAUUGUAUCCCAAGAACUCGUCGGACAUAGCGCUCAUCGCCAUGACCAAAAACACCCUCCAGGGCCUGCAAUUGCCCUACGAUGGACCGAACGGUCAACCAGUACUAUUCGGUGACAAUUCCUCCUUCAUCCCAGAGCUCUACCCCAAGUUUCGAACCUACUCAAGAGGAGUUAAUGACUCUUUCGACCAAUGGUUCGCCGAAUACGACGGGAGGGCAAUCAACGCAAACAGCUUCUUGAUUAGCGGCCCGUAUGCUGUCAACGAUUCGCUCAGCCUCAUGUCUAUUACGAUGCCUAUCAUCAACAACACGUCCAGUAUUGACACGCUCGGAUGGUUGACCACUGUUUUGGACGCGAAUCUUAUUCAGAAAGUUGUCAACGCUCUAGAAGGCUUGGACGAGAGUGGGCUCACCAUGUUACUAGGCCCAAACAACGCUACGAAUACCUUCCCAGCCGGUGUCGUGUACAACGAGGAUGCGCCUGAACAUGAAUCGAUUCGGUUCGUGCUACCUCCUACAAAACGUGGCGCUCUGAAACGGCACGGCAAUAAUGACAACGCUGAGCCCGACGCACCCUUCGAUUGGACCAACUUUAAAACAGUUCGACAAGGUUUUACUAAACGAACCGGUGCAGCAAGUAACGCUGGGAGUGAUAUAUCUGUCAAGAACGAGUUGGGCAAUGAUGUUGCAGUCGGUUUUGCGUUAGUCCAAAGCUCCUUGGUGGACUGGAUGCUUAUGCUGGAGAUGUCACAUGGCGAGGUCUGGGCGCCAAUCAAUCACCUCCGCACUUUGAUCUUGGCCUGCGUUUUCGGCACUAUGGGCGCUUUAUUGCUUCUGGUGUUUCCCGUCGCGCACUAUUCCAGCCGACCCAUCCGGCGCCUCAGAGACGCGACUAAGAGGUCGGUGUCACCAGCUGUACUUGACGAGUCCAGCCUCGGUUCCGAAGCGGACGGAGCAGACGACGAUGGGGCUGAUGCAGCACUUGCCCGUAAAGAAGGCUGGAUAGGCUCCAUCAUUCAUUACCGUCGCAAUCAAAAAGCUAGCCGUGCUGAAAGAAGAGAAGCUGAAAGGAGACGGCAAUUCCGGAUCCCGUCAAAAGUAAAAGAUCGGAAACAUUUCAUUCACGAUGAGCUCACAGAUCUCACAAAGACUUUCAAUGAGAUGACCGACGAAUUGAUGAUGCAAUAUGAAAGGCUUGAAGAGAGGGUCCAGCAGAGGACGGCUGAACUAGAGCAAAGCAAGAAAGCAGCCGAAGCAGCUAACGAGAGCAAGACGUUAUUCAUCGCAAAUAUCUCGCACGAGCUAAAGACGCCAUUGAACGGCAUUCUAGGCAUGUGCGCCGUGUGCAUGUCGGAAGAUGACCCCAUCAAACUGAAACGAUCACUCGGUAUUAUCUACAAGAGCGGCGAUUUGCUUCUCAACCUAUUGACUGAUCUAUUGACUUUCAGGCAUGUAUCCUCACUUGGCCUAUUACCUGAUUCCACUGACAGCGAGAACAGCAAAAACCAAGUCGGUCAGCAGAUAAGUCUAGACGAGAAAGAAUUCCGGUUGCGGGAUAUCAGUUCGCAAGUCAUAGCCAUCUUCGAGCGACAAGCAAAGGAGGGGGGCAUCAACUUAAGUGUGCAAUUUGAAGGACCCUACGAUGCGAAUUUAGACGAGAGCGGUCGACCCACUGGGAAGGGAGAUCUUGGGCCUUUCGGUCUUGGUCGUCUUAAGGACAUGAUUCUCUAUGGCGAUCAACAUCGAAUAUUGCAGGUGGUCAUCAAUCUGGUCUCCAACUCCUUGAAAUUCACACCAGCAGGCGGUUCCGUCACCAUUUCCAUUCGGUGCCUGGGGGAAGCUCAAAUGUCGGACAGUAGGAAAGCUUCUCUACAGUCGAGACACAGCUCAACACGCGGCUCUAGGCGAGCUCGUGGUUCCAGUUCAGAGAUUGGGUCUAUAUCAGUAAAGGGCUCCCAGGACCGCUUCAACACCGCCAACGUCAUUAACGCACAUGACAAAGCGUUAGGAUACCAACACUUGAUGGGUCUAGAUCGAGCUCCAACGCCGCCCCCGGGUAGAUGGUUAGCAUUUGAAUUUGAGGUCCAGGACACAGGUCCCGGUAUCCCGGAGGACCUGCACGACAAGAUCUUUGAACCGUUUGUGCAAGGAGAUCUUGGUCUCAGCAAGAAAUACGGCGGCACAGGCUUAGGUCUCAGCAUUUGCUCUCAGCUGGCAGGGCUGAUGAAGGGUACCAUUUCACUCCAGAGUGAGGUUGGGGAAGGAAGCGUGUUCACCAUGGCUAUCCCUCUCAAACAUCUUACCAACCGUGCCGACAGCACAGCAAGCUCAAGCAACAUCAACCUUGGGUCUAAUAGCGGCCGCCAGAGCAUAUCUACAGAGGAUCCAAAUCAGCUGAUAAAGAACGAUGAUGCGCUCUCAGGUCGGUCAGUGCACUCAGCAAACAGUGUGCCCAUUGUAACAGGACCUGCGCCAGCGAGCGGACCGGUCACUUUCGAAAGCGACUCGAAGCCCCGCCUGGUAGGCCUAAGUCAGCCAUUUUUUGCGUCCAAUCCUCCCCUAGAAUCUCCGAAUUCUCAGCAAAAGGCAAUGGCGCGUGUGGAAGCCGAGGCGACCCAAAGGGGCGACAAAGUCAGGGUUCUUGUGGCUGAAGACAAUAAAACCAACCAAGAGGUCGUAUUGCGCAUGCUCAAGCUUGAGGAUGUGUAUGAUGUAACAGUAGCUAAAGAUGGCCAAGAAGCCCUGGAUAAGGUGAAAGAGAGCAUGGAGCGCCAGACUCCAUACAAUCUUAUCUUCAUGGACGUUCAGAUGCCAAACUUGGAUGGUCUACAAUCUACUCGACUGAUACGACAAUCUGGGUUUGACGCACCCAUUGUAGCUUUGACCGCUUACGCAGAAGAGCAGAACGUCAAAGAGUGCCUCGACUCUGGCAUGAAUUUCUUUUUGUCUAAACCCAUUCGCCGUCCAGCACUAAAGCAUGUGUUGAAGACCUAUUGCCCUCCUAUACCUGAGGAGGAGGAUGGAGAAACAACACCCCCACCUACGCAAGGCUCGGGAGCGAAAGCAAACGGAGGCGUCACUGCACCUGUGCAGGCGCGUCCACCCGCAACCAGUGGUGUUGUGAACACUCCUGUCGCAACUGUCGAACACAGAGAAUCUCCCGCGAUAUCCCCACUGACGCAGUCAUAG